Messenger RNA from Anisakis simplex (herring worm), 210 nucleotides. The record is from the annotation of a GenBank genome assembly. Lineage: Eukaryota; Metazoa; Nematoda; Chromadorea; Rhabditida; Anisakidae.
AUGAAUACUGGCGGUAUUCAUCGGUUGAAUUCACCACUAAAGAACUAUGAUAACUUCAAUUGUGCCUAUCGUAAGUCCAAGGAAAUCGUCUUCGAAGCGGUGAACUUGGAUGAAAAGUCGAACAGAACCGGUAAGAACUCUUGGUUCAAAUUGCCUGAACGAUUGAAGCUGUUGAACAUGUCCGUAACCGCUUCAGUGAUUUGUAGUUGA